AAAAUGCAAUCUGUCACCCAUCGACAUCAUGAUGGUGGCGGCGAGAGUUACGCGACGCCAUGCGAAAGGUUGGGCGACGUGCGAGUCCCCGUAGUUGGCAACAUCCCCGUCGAAGACGCAUCGCAGUUGUCGUACGAGGAUUUCUGCGAUCGGUACAUGCAUCCCGGCAAUCCCGUUCUCAUCCGUGGCGUGGCGGACACGUGGCGUGCUUUCCGCGAAUGGCGGCGCGCAGAUGGCGGGCCGAACCUCUCGCUGUUCCGAGACGCGUUCGGGGAUUCGCGAGUGCAGGUGGCGGCGUGCGGCGAGCAGCAGUUCACGGACCAGCGGCGCGUGGCGAUGAGCGUGCGGGAGUUCGUGGCGCAGUGGGCGCGAGCCACUGGGGGACCCACGGGGGGGGGCACGGGCGCAAGUGAAGGGGAGGCGCUCUAUUAUCUCAAGGACUGGCACUUCACGCAUGACCACCCGUCGUACGCGUCCUACCGCACACCCGCCUUCUUCCAGGAUGAUUGGCUCAACGACCAUGCGGAUGCGCGCUCCUGCUCCUGCCCCCACUGCUCCCCUGCUGCUGCCGCUGCUGCUCCUCCGGCCGAUGCUGAUGCUGCUGAUUCAGCUGCUGCUGUUGCUGCUACUAGUGCCACUGGCUGCGCGUUGGAAGCGACUGGCCAGUCCUUGCAGCCUGAUGACUCUUGCUGCUGCGACGACUAUCGCUUUGUCUACAUGGGUCGGGCUGGCACGUGGACGCCUCUCCACACGGACGUGCUGCGCUCCUUCAGCUGGAGCGUCAACGUGUGCGGGCGCAAGCGCUGGCUUUUCCUCUCGCCCGACCAGACGCGCUAUGUCACGCACCGGCACACCCGCUCCACUACCGUCUACGACGUCGACUCUCCUGUGGACGCCACGCUCUUUCCAGAAUUCCACAAGGCGGUAUGGAUGAUGGUGGAUCAGAGAGCGGGGGACGCCAUCUUUGUGCCCAGUGCGUGGCCGCACCAAGUCACUAACAUGGAAGACACCAUUUCAAUCAACCACAACUGGAUCAACGGCUCUAACCUCAUGCACACUUGGCGACUAUUGGAGCAGGACGAGGAGGAGGCAGCAGAGGCGAUCUGCGAUGUGCGGGAGAUGGUGGGGCGGGGGGAGAUGACUCAGCGGGAGUUCCUGCAGCUCGUGCAGCGCAACUUGAAAGCCAACUCGGGUAUGCACUUCUCCUCCCUCCUCGCCUUCUGUGCCUUCUUUGCUGCUCGCGCCAUGCGCUGCCUGCUGAAAGUGGCGUGGCGAAGGGAGAGGGAAGACCAGCUGGCACCAGAAAGGGAGGCAGAGAGGGAUGAAGGGGGGGAGCUGGGAGGGGGGGAGGAAGGGGGACGAGGGGAGAAGAAAGGAGGGGGGGAGGAAGUUGGACGAGGGGAGAAGAAAGGAGGAGGAGAGGAAAGGAGGGGGGGCCUUGCCCCGUUACUGCAGGCCAGAUACGACCUGUUUCAAAUAGCAGCUGUUGUUGACUGCAUGGUGUGCACAGAAUGGUGUAGACACGGGCUGUGGAGGGGUGAUGGGGAGGGGCGGAUUCAGGAGGGAAGGGAGGAGGAGAGAAGGGAGACAGAAAUUGAUGAGAGAAUGGAAGAGGGUAGAGUGGAGAAUGGAGAUGAGGACGGAAUGGAGGAGAGGGAUGGAGUGGACUGCAGGAGCCUGUGUGGGAUGUGCAAGACGGUGUGCGAAGGACUAACUCGGCGGUGUAAAUAUCACCUGAGUGGAAACGAGAGUGAGAAAGAGGUGGAUUUCGCUUUCUCUGAAGUGCUCAAGGCACUCCUGACUGGAUUGGCAAGUCACGAUCAAGCAGGCUUUGGUCUGUGCAAGUGCCAGCUUCCAGUAGGGUGUGAGAGGGGUCUGUGCUUGAAGACUGGUGAGAAGAUGGCAAGGCUAGGUCCGUUUAGGCUUGCCAUGUUUUGUAGGAUAAUAGGAGAACCUUUCGAAGGUGAGAUGUUUAAAAGGGUAUGCUACUAGGGCUGGUGUCCCAAUUAGAAAUCAUCUUAUACCUACAAGCUCAUUGCUGAUGGUGACACAC
Closterium sp. NIES-67 is the source of this 2053-nucleotide messenger RNA. The record is from the annotation of a GenBank genome assembly. Lineage: Eukaryota; Viridiplantae; Streptophyta; Zygnematophyceae; Desmidiales; Closteriaceae.